This is a messenger RNA of Crotalus tigris (Tiger rattlesnake), 3108 nucleotides long. Its product is annotated as protocadherin gamma-A4-like. Gene Ontology annotation, biological process: homophilic cell-cell adhesion. Lineage: Eukaryota; Metazoa; Chordata; Lepidosauria; Squamata; Viperidae. The transcript has 4 exons. Gene Ontology annotation, molecular function: calcium ion binding. Gene Ontology annotation, cellular component: plasma membrane. The record is from RefSeq and is a predicted model, not a curated record. The coding region runs from base 372 to 2924 and encodes 850 amino acids.
GCUUGGUAAAAUACAAAAUAUUUAUUCUAGCCAGUCCAUUUAAUAUAGGAAUCACAGUGCCCUGCCUGGUUCCUUUCUGCUGGAUUGAGUAGGUCCUGUAUAUAGUGGAAAAAUAUAGAAAUAAACAUGAAGUUCCUCCUCAUAUCUUUAUUUCAAAAACUUCUUUAUAUAAUAGAUGAGAUAUGAUUUCACUUUUACUCAUUUUUUUUAGUAGCAAUGUCAAACAACACUUGGGUGUUCAUAGUAUAGUAAGCUUUCUGUCAUUCUGAGCUGAGCCUCUGGGUGUCACUGUUCACCAGGAAGGAAAAGAAAUCAAAAGACAAAAGAGUCCUGUGUUGCUAUUCUUUACAUACAGUACGUUUACCAAGUAAAUGAAAGAACAAUCUAAAAACCAAGAGGUGCAUUUUCCAUUUGGCUUUGAAAUAGCUGUUUUCAUCGAGAGAAUGGAAGGCACACAAACCUGCAGCUGUAAAAGGAGGAUCCUGCAAUACUUUGCUAUUAUGUUUGCUUGCAAGAUAGUUUCUGGGCAGAUUCAUUACUCGAUUCCUGAGGAGAUGCACAAAGGCUCUUUUGUGGGAAAUAUUGCAAAGGACCUGGAAAUGGAAGGGAUGAAGAUUUCAGAAAAUGGACUCCGCAUUAUUCCCAAUGUAGGUAUGAUCCAAUAUUUUGCUUUCAAUGUCAACAGUGGUCAUUUAGAAACAUCUGAGAGAAUUGACCGGGAAGAAAUAUGUGGACAGGUAGAGAAGUGUAUAUUGAAAUUCCAGAUUCUUCUUGAAAGUAAGUUAAAGCUUUAUGCAAUUGAGGUGGAAAUUACUGACAUAAAUGACAAUGUUCCUCAUUUCCCUCUAUGGGAACAAGAGUUGGAAAUCAGUGAGGCAUCUAUACCUGGAUUCCGGGUCCCUCUUUCUGAAGCUCAAGAUCCAGAUCUGGGAAUAAAUUCUAUACAGAGCUAUCAACUCAGAGGCAGCAGCCAUUUUUCUCUGGAUACACAAAUAGGAAAAAAUGGUUUCAGACAUACUGAACUGAUACUGGAAAAAAUUCUAGACAGAGAGGAACAAGCUGUUUACAAUCUAAUCCUUACAGCUAGUGAUGGAGGAGAUCCUAUCCAAACUGGCACUGCAGAAAUCAAAGUUAUUGUUUUAGAUGCAAAUGACAACGCACCGAUUUUCAGCCAACCAAUCUAUGAAGUGAAUGUCAAAGAGAAUAUUCCUAAAGGAUCUAUUAUUGCUAUUGUACAUGCCACUGAUCUUGAUGAAGGGCUUAAUGGAGAGGUGAAAUAUUCCCUGAAAAAGACUACAAAACUGGAUGUUCCCAUAUUUCACCUUAAUUCCACAACGGGUGAAAUUACACUCAUUGGGAAUCUUGAUUACGAAGAAUCUACUUUCUAUGAAUUUGAAGUACAGGCCAAAGAUUGGGGAGGAUUUACUGAUAGAUCAAAGGUUGUUAUUUUCAUUACAGAUUUGAAUGAUAAUGCACCUGAACUAGCAAUUACUUUUGUCACCAAUUCCGUACUUGAAAGUUCACCACCUGGAACUGUUAUUGCAAUUUUAAAUGUACGAGACAGAGAUUCUGGAGUCAAUGGAGAAAUCACAGUCUCCAUUCCAGACAACCUCCCUUUCCAAUUAAAGAAGUCCUCUGAUGAGUUUUAUAGUUUGAUGACAGAUAACGCCCUUGACAGAGAACAGAUAUCAGCCUUUAAUAUAACCAUAAUAGUUACUGACCAUGGAACGCCUUCUCUCUCAACAACCACAGUGAUUGAACUACACAUCCUAGACACAAAUGACAACCCUCCAUUGUUUCAGAAAUCAAUUUAUCCUUUUUAUGUUGUAGAGAAUAACCAAAUGGGUGCUUUUAUAUGUUCCUUAAAAGCGAAUGAUCCAGACUGGAAAAGGAAUGCAGUAAUAAGAUAUUCUAUCACUGGAAACCAGACAGCUGAAUCAUUUCUCUCCUCUUACCUCUCCAUUAAUUCUGAGACAGGAGCUAUUUAUGCAUUAACCUCAUUUGAUUAUGAAACUUUUAAGAAGAUUCAGUUCCAGGUCAAGGCUCAGGAUGGAGGAUCCCCAUCGCUCAGCUCUAGUGUUUCUGUUAUUAUUUACAUCCUGGACCAGAAUGACAAUGUGCCAGAGAUCCUGCACCCCUCCCCUCCUGCUGAUGGCUCCACUGGGAUAGAGCUGGCCCCUCGCUCUUCUGAGCCAGGUUACCUGGUCACUAAAGUAGUGGCAGUAGAUGCAGACUCUGGCCAGAAUGCCUGGCUCUCCUACCAGCUGAUCAGAGCAACAGAACCAGGGCUCUUCACCGUGGGACUGCACACUGGCGAGAUCAGGACUGCUCGGCUUUUUCUGGAGAAAGAUGCCCUGAAGCAAAUCCUGGUGGUUUUAGUGAAGGACAAUGGGCAGCCGCCUCUCUCUGCCUCGGUCACUCUCACGGUGGUUCUGGCUGACAACAUCCCUGAAAUUCUCUCAGAUCUGAGCAACAUCUCAGUUCCUGUAGAUCCUCAGUCAGACCUCACAUUUUAUCUGGUGAUUGCAGUGGCGUUUGUCUCCUGCUUGUUUUUUACUUUCCUCCUUGUCUUAUUGGCCAUCAGAUUGUACAGGUGGAGGAAUUCAAAAUUGUUAGAGUCAGGAAGUGUACAUUUUAGUGGUGUCCCAGUGUCACAAUUUGUUGGGAUGGAUGGAGUCCGAGCCUUUCUUCAGUCGUACUGUCACACUAUUUCACUCACCAGAGAUUCUAGAAAAAGCCACUGCAAUUUUCAUGAGGAAAACUGUUCAAAUACUCUGACCAAUCAACCUCUAACCUGUGGGGUGAGUGACCCUAUCCUAGCCUAUGGGGAUUUAAACUUGAAGAAUGAUGAGCAAAUCUUAGUUAAGAGUGUGAAAUUGGAAGCUAUAACUCUAAGAAGAAAAAACAAACAAGGAAGGCAAUGACAGUAAUGGAAGCAAGCUACAUAAAGGGAAUACAGAAAUUCAAUUUGAGGCCACAGAGCCCUCACUCUUCAUCAUUGGCUCCCAAACAGGAGAGAUCCAAACAGCUCGAGCAUUACUUGAGAGAGACAUUACCAAGCAGAGGCUGGUCAUCAUGGUGAGGGAUAAUGGACAGCCGCCUCUCUCA